Molecule: messenger RNA, 427 nt
Organism: Anoplophora glabripennis (Asian longhorned beetle)
Lineage: Eukaryota; Metazoa; Arthropoda; Insecta; Coleoptera; Cerambycidae
Product: small integral membrane protein 12-A
Exons: 3
Coding region: 94-351 (85 amino acids)
Source: RefSeq, a predicted model, not a curated record
CUUUAGUUGUUUAUAUACCACUUGCACAUGUUUUUAGUUCAAAUGUCGCAUCAAAGUCAAAUCUAGGUACAUUUUUGAGGUUAAGUAUAAGAGAUGUGGCCAGUAUUAAUGGGCGCCCUUAGGAGUUACGCUCCAUAUAUUACCCUCCCUUUUGCAGCUUUAGUCGGCGUUAUUGGCUAUAACCUAGAAAACUGGAUGUCUGACAAGUACACCCCAUACAACAAAUCUAUCGAAGAACAACGUACAGAAAGGCUGUUGGAAGAGGAUAAAUUGCAGGCUGCCGAAAAUGUCGAGAAAUUAAAGUACAAAGCCAACGUUUUAAAUACAAAUUUGUCGCCUUCCCUAAGUUAGAUCCUUGAUUUACUGUGAUUGUAAUUUGUACUGAGUAAUACUUUUUCAUUGUAUAUAAAUAAACAUGUUUUAAUCA